This is a messenger RNA of Racocetra persica, 207 nucleotides long. Lineage: Eukaryota; Fungi; Glomeromycota; Glomeromycetes; Diversisporales; Gigasporaceae. The record is from the annotation of a GenBank genome assembly.
AUGAAAGAACCCGAAAGAGAGGACUUGUUGGUAAAUUUGGUAGUGAAGUCAGUGAAGAUAGUACAGUUGUAAUUAUAAAAGCACCAUUAGGCAUAGUUGUGAAAAUAGAUGCAAUGAUGAAGGGUUUAUUGCAGUCGUUGAUGAGUAUUGAAUAUGAUAGCAAUGAAGUAAACAAUAAAAGUAGUGAGAGCAAUGCAUGUACAAGGA